AUGUUUGAAAAAAGAUUAUCUGAAAUCCCCGAACCAAAGCAGUCAAAUCGACGACUUUCUGUCGUUUCCAAUAGUGAUACGGCAAAACCUGAAAAUAAUUCCUCUUUUCAUACUUAUGUUGUCUCCCCAGUUCAAACAUUCUUCCAUUCUCAUGUAGUCCGGCCAUCUAAAGAAUACCCUUUAAUGAUUCAUGCACUACUCCUUCACUGGUUAAUAAUUUUGAUAAAUGUAUUGCCCUCCUCUUCAGAAAUCACUGGUAAAUCUUCAAAUCAAAAACGUCUCGAUAUUCCAACUCCUUCAAUCCCAACUCCUUCAAUUCCUGAUGUUCCAUCUAGUGUAGAACCGGCUGUUUCGGCCGUUAGUGGCGCUGUCACCGGUGCUGCAAAUACUGCUGUGAAUACUGCUGCAGAUAUUGCUGCAAAAGCCCCGGGUUUAUUAUCACAAUUAUUAAGUGCUUUCGAUAAGUUUAAACCAAGGACUUCUUCCUUACUUAAUACCAUUGCUUGUUUUUUUGAUCUCUUACUUUUUGUUUGGGUAUUUGAUCUUAUUUCUAUUAUUCCUGGUAUUGGAAGUCAAAAUACUGGUCCUGGCAUUUAUUUGGCUACUAUGAGCGCUUCUUUUAUAACUGUUGCCGCUAUAUUAUUAUGUAUUAGCUCAUGUGGUUCUGCUAUCAAGAGCACUAGUAAAUGCUUAAAAAAAUUAAGAAGGACAAAAGUUAAUGAUGCUGAAAAAGGGGAACAAUACUCUUAUUUUUAA
Molecule: messenger RNA, 756 nt
Organism: Dentiscutata heterogama
Lineage: Eukaryota; Fungi; Glomeromycota; Glomeromycetes; Diversisporales; Gigasporaceae
Source: the annotation of a GenBank genome assembly